AUACUAUACGCUGUUAUCUCGUGGCUUUUAUUCACGAAUGUUGCUUCACAGUACACAUAAAGCUUUAGAAAGCGAGAGAGAUCUCUUCGCGAAUUGCUAAUCGACGGUGACGUAAACUUGUGUCGCUUUGUACAAAUGUAAAUCUAGGCCAAGCCAGGUGUAAAGUUUUUGUUGACAGUGAAUAUUAUUACAGUGCGUGAAGUCUCUCUAAUUGUAUUAUUGUGGUUUGUGGAGUCGGAUUUCAGUGUUUUAAUUGCGAGAAACAUGUUUUAAUUGCGAGGAAAACGUGACCAUUAAAUGUAAUUUGUACUCAAGAUGAAUUGAAAAGGUACAGCUAUUCAAAUAAUGAUUUUUAUUUUAUCCAGUUAAAAUGUCUUUGCAUAAAAAUGUGCUUUAAGUAAUACGUAAUUAACAAGUUACGAUGACGUAUUCAACAGUUAACACAACGUUUCCGCAUUUAGCGGAAAUUCACCUAGCAUCGGAUCUGGAAGUGAAUUCAACCGGAGGAGAAUAUGUAAUCGACACAAAUAAACGAAAUCACACUGUUAUGGUGGCCAGUGUUCUUUUCGGAUCGGGUGUUCUCGGAAACUUAUUGGCCCUGUUUGUUUUAGCAACAUCGGCUCCGGAACAGAGAAAAACCUUAUUCUAUAAAUUGGUGGCCGGAUUAGCGGUUACAGAUCUGUUUGGAACGUGUACCACCUCACCUGUGGUCAUAUCCGUGUACCUGAACAAUUUUAAAUGGCUGGGAGGGAUGGCCAUGUGUCAUUAUUUCUCUUUUAUGAUGAUUUUUGCUAACUUCACCACAAUGUUAAUCGUCUGUGCCAUGUCAAUAGAAAGAUACAUCUGUGUUCGUCACCCCUAUAUAUACCACACAAGAUUAACGGCAACAUUCGCUAAAACCACAUUAAUCGGUUCAUGGAUAUUAUCAAUGUUAAUCGCUUUUUUACCGAUCGUAGGACUAGGUGAAAAUUCUUUCCAGUAUCCGAGGACUUGGUGUUUUUUUAAUUACACGAGUAGAACUCCUGCCAAUAUGGCGUUUAACUAUAUUUAUGUUAUAUUAGGAUUAGUAACAGUCAGUGUAACUGUUAUUUGUAACGGUGCCGUGAUAUACACUCUAAUUAAAAUGACCAGAAAACAAAAUUUGUUAAAAACCAAAAAUGGGGAUGCGAGAAAGUUCCGGGGGAAUAACAAACGUUAUGCUGAGAUCCAGAUGGUCGUUUUACUCAUUGGAAUAACCAUAGUUUUUACAACCUCGUUCUGUCCUUUGAUGUUUUAUGUUCUUGUGUGCCAGACUAGUCUUGUUAAUGUGAUCAACGUAGAUCAAGCGGGGUUACUCAUGGUGCGAUUCGCGUCGUUUAAUCCUAUUCUCGAUCCUUGGGUGUAUAUAUUGUUUCGCCGUGAAAUGGUCUGGAAAGUGAUUAACCUUAUUAAAUGUAUUUUAAGAAUUGAACCCAAGCCAGUGGUUGUGGAAGGCGCCAUGUUGAAACAGCUACAAGAUGAAGAAUACACGUGUUUGGAUUUCUGUUGGCAUUGUUUAUCCGAACCCCCGCCUCAACGCGUUAAUGCGCCAUUUUCUCAGUCUAGAGCCAGUCAAUUUAAUCGUUCGCCUUCCUAUAUUCGUCGUAUGAGUGAUAGUAUGUAUGGAAAUGGCUCGCUGGCUGUGAAUCUAUUGGUACAACCGUCACCUUCAGACGCCGCCAUGUUAAAGGCGGUGACACAAAGUAAAAUGUAAACUAAAAGAGCGUUGUUAUCGUUUUUGCUUUGAUGACCAAAUGUGGACAGUCAGGGUUUAUAUUUUGGGAAGUGAUCAACCAAAUAAACGAAACGAAAUAGUAUCUUGGUGUUUGUGAAACCAAGAAUGUAGUUCAAUAGUUGACUUGAAGUUUGAAGUGAAAUUGUGAAACUGUAGGAUGUAUGUGAUCGACAUACACUUCCAAUUUAACCAAUACGUGUAUUUAAAGUGUAUUUAUUUAACAUUUUGUGGAAGUUCAUUGGACAAGAAUGAAACUCAUAAUAUAAGGGGGAUCACUCUUGUUUUGCUCGUGUUCUUUUAUUGACGAAAUGCAACUAUUGGCAUAAACUAACUGUGAUAAGUAAAGAACUACUUACUAUGCCUGCCUUCUACAUCUUUAUAAUUUUAUCAUUCCACGAAACAAAUGUCUCACUAUAUUUUACAUGUAUUAAAUAUAAACACCAAAGAAUUAUCUCCCCUUUGUUUUAAAUUCUUUUACUAUACAUAAUUACAUAUUAUCGAAUAUUUCUUAGUGAUUCUGUUGGAUUACGAAUUUUUACAAUAAUAUACAUGUAGUAGGCUACAAGUGUUUGAAAUAUAAUGAGACGCAAUGAAAACGCACCACUUUGAUAACUAACUGUAGAUCUCGUUUGAGAGUACUGGUGAUCACGGUGGCUAAGUGGGUAAGACGCUGGUUCGCUAGCCUGGAGGUCGGGUGUUCGAUCCCUGCAUUGGCCGAGAAAGUUCAUCCAGAUUUUCCCGCGUGGUUCCUCCUUGUCAGUUCGGAUGGGACAAAAACCCGUGGCCCAGUGUACACAUUGGCGUGCACGUAAAGAUUCCUUGACAAUUGGAAUUCGAUAUAAGAGUAGGCCCUAGUGCCGCUGUCCGGGCAAAAUUUCCCUUAUAGCAGACUGUAUGGCGUAUGCCCGUCUCCACUAGCCCAGUGGGUAGGACGUUAAACCCCAUUUCAUUUCAUUUCAUUUCAUUUAAUUUGAGAGGCCCGGUGGGUGCAGAAAAGUAGGACGUUCAGCGCCAUUUUCUUUCUCUUUUGAGAAAUGAGAGAUACACCAUAAUCUUGGAAUUCUGCAUGCAACACCAAAUCACGACGAUAAAGCGUGAGUAUGAUGUUUCACCAUGGAUCAGUGGUCAAACAAUUGUCUCAAAUGUAAUUCGAUAGAAUGGGAAUUCGAAAAUAACGAUUUUGUGGGGGGUAUAAAAUGUGGCAUUUCAAAAGAUAAGGACACCUGAACACCGAGAUCGCAGUAUCUGGUACUGCUGCUACAGAAGUCAAAUCAGUGCUGCGUUUUCAUUGCGUAUCAGUAUAUAUUAUAUAUGAACGAUCUGGCUUGCUGUGCCUUUAAAAUAACGACAAUAGAAUGGCAAGUUUUAUAUCAAAUAUUGUGACCUAUAUAAUAUUACCUAUACAAACAUACGGGAUCUUGUAAACCGCCUCAAAGUUAAAUUGUUUCAAUGGCAUUUAGUAACUGAACUGGAAUAUACAGAUCACAAUUCUAUGGCAUACAAUUACUGCUUAUUACUGAGCGACGUUUUGACUAGGUUUCUCUAUGUCAUUAUCAAGCAUUGAGAAGCCUAGUCGAAACAUCGCUCAAUAAUAAGCAGGAACGGUAUUCCAUAGAAUUGUGACCAGUAUAUGCCACAUAGUUAACCCCUCUAUUCAAAGUAUCUCAAAUGUCUUUCCAAUUUAUGUCUCGUUGAUUCGUGUUGUGAGAAGAAAUACAGUAUUGUACAAAAAUUAUUUAAACUAUUUUGUUGUUUAUAUAUCUCCAUGUAUUCAUUUUUCAAGAAUAAACCUCAAAUAUUGUAUUUGUGUUGACAUCGUAAACCCGCAAUCGGAU
Messenger RNA from Patella vulgata (common limpet), 3588 nucleotides. Its product is annotated as prostaglandin E2 receptor EP4 subtype. Bases 422 to 1732 code for a protein of 436 amino acids. NCBI's taxonomy places the organism in Eukaryota, Metazoa, Mollusca, Gastropoda, Patellidae. The transcript has 2 exons. Gene Ontology annotation, biological process: inflammatory response; adenylate cyclase-activating G protein-coupled receptor signaling pathway; positive regulation of cytosolic calcium ion concentration. Gene Ontology annotation, molecular function: prostaglandin E receptor activity. The record is from RefSeq and is a predicted model, not a curated record. Gene Ontology annotation, cellular component: plasma membrane.